Molecule: messenger RNA, 1100 nt
Organism: Telopea speciosissima
Lineage: Eukaryota; Viridiplantae; Streptophyta; Magnoliopsida; Proteales; Proteaceae
Product: transcription factor MYB44-like
Exons: 3
Coding region: 46-1029 (327 amino acids)
Biological process (GO): regulation of DNA-templated transcription
Cellular component (GO): nucleus
Molecular function (GO): RNA polymerase II cis-regulatory region sequence-specific DNA binding; DNA-binding transcription factor activity, RNA polymerase II-specific
Source: RefSeq, a predicted model, not a curated record
UUGCAACAAGCAAGCAAUCGAGAAUCGAUUUGCUUCUUGUCGUCCAUGGCUUCUUCGAGGAGAGAUAUGGAUCGGAUCAAAGGGCCAUGGAGCCCAGAGGAGGAUGACUCGUUGCAGAAACUUGUCGAGAAGCAUGGGCCUAGGAACUGGUCUCUUAUAAGUAAAUCCAUCCCUGGGAGGUCCGGCAAAUCUUGCCGGCUCCGGUGGUGUAAUCAGCUCUCCCCACAGGUGGAGCACCGAGCUUUCACUCCAGAAGAGGAUGAAACGAUCAUCCGUGCGCAUGCUAAGUUCGGUAACAAAUGGGCGACGAUCGCUCGUCUCCUGUCUGGUCGCACCGACAACGCGAUCAAAAACCAUUGGAAUUCAACCCUAAAGCGCAAAUGCUCGUCCAUGAUGGAAGACGCAAGUGUCGACGGGCAUGCACAGCAGCCUCUGAAGAGAUCGUAUAGUGCGGGAGCUGCUAUCCCAACCGUUUCUUCACUCUAUCUCAGCAGCCCAGGCAGCCCCUCUGGAUCCGACGUAAGCGAUUCAAGUCUCCCCGUGAUGUCUUCGUCUCAUGUUUAUCGCCCUGUGGCGAGAACAGGAGGCAUCUUGCCGCCAUCUCAGCAGCAGCAGCAGCUGCUCGAAACAUCGUCUUCGACGAAUGACCCACCAACCUCGCUCAGUCUCUCCCUACCCGGAGCGGAUUCCUGCGAGGUUUCUAAUCAUGUAUCUGUUGGGUCAAGCCAUGCACCAAACCCUACCCAGCUACCUACUCCCCUUACGCUUCCUACUGCCGUUCCAGUGCAGCAAUUUGCAUCUCCCCAGCUUGAUAACCAAUAUAGACAGUACAACGAGUUCGGAUCUUCAGAGGCGCCACCUGCAGAGAAUCCAUUUAUCCCUUUCAGUACUGAGUUCAUUACUGUGAUGCAAGAGAUGAUCAAAAAGGAAGUCAGGAAUUACUUGUCCGAACAGAACGGGCUGUGUUUGCAGGCGGAUGGGAUUAGGAACGCUGCUGUGAAGCGUAUUGGCAUCAGCAAGAUCGAGUAGAGAGUUUUAAGCUGAUUUUCACAAAAAGACCAAGAUUUGAAUGAAGAUGGAAGAGAGGGAAAGACAAUGCA